This is a messenger RNA of Mucor mucedo, 1258 nucleotides long. Its product is annotated as CRAL-TRIO domain-containing protein. Bases 119 to 1072 code for a protein of 317 amino acids. The record is from RefSeq and is a predicted model, not a curated record. NCBI's taxonomy places the organism in Eukaryota, Fungi, Mucoromycota, Mucoromycetes, Mucorales, Mucoraceae. The transcript is spliced from 4 exons. Gene Ontology annotation, molecular function: phosphatidylinositol transfer activity.
AAUUUGUUUGCGAUAUUUUUCAAUUUUUGAUCGCUGAUUUAUUUUAGGGUGUAAUGGUUUUUUUUUUAUUUUAGAAGCAUUAUUUUCCCUUUUCUUUUCCUCUUUCUAUAAAAUAAAAAUGAACGUAUUCAAUCGACUCAAGUCAAAUUCCAACGCCGGAUUAAAAUCUCGUACACCUUCACCUACCGAAGAAUAUGGACCGGUCCUACACGAACCCAAGUUGACACCUCCUGCUCAUUUUACACCCGUCGCUCCUGCACCUUUGGAUAGCGAACAAGAAGAAAAGGUGACUCGUCUUCGAGAAUAUAUGCAAUCCAUCAUGCUUCCCGAAUCGCAUGAAUAUUACCCCAGCGAAAAGGGGUUCCUUACCGAUAACACAAUUAAAAGAUAUAUGCGUGCAAGAAAGUGGGAGUUCGAGCACGCAAAAACCAUGUUGGAAAAUACGGUUCGUUGGAGACGUGAUUACCGUCCUGAUGAACUUGACCCCAAUUAUAUUAAACCAGAGGUCGAGACUGGUAAGAUGUACUAUAAUGGCUUUGAUAAGUGUGGUCGACCUGUUUGGAUUAUGAGACCUCGUCUUCAAAACUCCAAGGAUGCAGAACGACAAAUUAAGCAUAUCGUUUAUUGCUUAGAACGGGGUAUUCGUUUAAUGCCUGACUUGGUAGAAAAUUUAGCAAUCAUUGUGGACUUUAAAGAUUCUUCGGCGGCUCACAAUCCAAGCGUUUCCACAUGCAAGAAGUUCUUGGAUAUUCUGGGUAAUCAUUAUCCUGAAAGAUUAGGUGUAGCCUUUGUAGUUAAAUCACCUUGGUUUUUCCUCACUACUUUCAAAAUCAUUUCACCAUUUAUGGACCCUGUUACAAAGAACAAGAUUAAGUUUGUCAUUGAUGGAAAGGAUAAUAAGGAAACCAAGAGUUUAAGUAACGAGAUGGUACAUUUGGAAGAUUACAUCGAUCUUGAUCAAUUAGAGUGUGAUUUCGGUGGUCAUUUCAAUUAUCAAUUCGAAUUAGAGCCUUAUUGGAAGUUGCUUCUUGAAAAGACAGGCGACCCAUAUAAAAUCAUUGAAUACAAGUAAAUUUACUAGAAACUCCUCCCCCUACUCUUUCAACACUUUCCCCUUCCAUUUAUUCAUAUCUCAUCUUUCUUCAUUCUAUACACUUCUCUUUGCCACUUUUAGACCAUACAAUAAAUUCCAUAAAAAAACUGUGUAACAGCCAUGUAAUAAAAAACACACACAAUUCAGUAUCAUUAGACAUGGUAA